Molecule: messenger RNA, 4775 nt
Organism: Mercenaria mercenaria
Lineage: Eukaryota; Metazoa; Mollusca; Bivalvia; Venerida; Veneridae
Product: carbohydrate sulfotransferase 1-like
Exons: 5
Coding region: 327-1442 (371 amino acids)
Biological process (GO): sulfur compound metabolic process; N-acetylglucosamine metabolic process
Molecular function (GO): N-acetylglucosamine 6-O-sulfotransferase activity
Source: RefSeq, a predicted model, not a curated record
CAUUCACGGCCUAAUACCUCGACCAACUGUUUCAUACUAAAGCCACUGCAUAACUACUUUCUGGCAUUUUAUUAUUUGAUCAUCUGCUAUUCCGCUUUAACAAUUAAUGCCAUACAAAGUAACAAUAAACGAUGUUACUUUGGUAUUUCGAUAAAUAGUACGAUAUUCUAGAGAAAUAAUUUUAGAAAUUGUUCUCACGCGAAAGCAAUAUAUUGAAGUUUUAUUUUAUCUUUAGAAAAGCUAUUUAUGAAACAAAAAUGGAAUAAAGGAAUUUAGCGGAGAAAAUAUUAGAAUUCGACAGGGUUUAAAUAGUUCGAGUGUGCAAAAUGGUUUCCAAGAAAUAUUCACUACUUGUAUGUGCCAGUUGCCUCCUGAUAUAUCUAGCUUUACUACUAUUCGAAACAGAAACACGGUCGAAAACCAAUUCGAGGGCCUCAUCAACAUCAUCUCCGUUUAUAAAUAUCGCAGGACUCUUCAAUAGCAUCGAAACCAAGAUGGCGGAUAAGGAUUCCAAAGUCCAAAACGUGCUAAUAUUAACGUACAUGCGCAGUGGCUCAAGUUUGACUGGCGAUAUCCUUCAACACAUUAAAGGAUCUUUCUACGUUUACGAACCAUUACAUCUGAUUGAAAAAGCCAUAACAUUUCAAUUAAAUAUGGCCAAACCUGAUGGCACUGUCAGACAACCUCCAUUUUCAUUCAACGAGGAAACUUAUAAUGCCUUGUACAAUUGGUUUACCUGCAACAUCAGCCGACUUGCCAAUAUUGGACUCAUGGACGGUUUUCUAAAUAAAGGUCUGAAGUCACGGAUGUUUCCCAUUUGUUACCGGAAGGAGAUGCAGAACGGAAAAGACCAGAAGUUGGCAAUACGCAUGUGCGCCAGAGAGCUACAGGGCAUAUGCGAAAACUCGCCUUUUAGAAUUAUCAAGACUAUUCGAAUACAGCUUCAGGAUAUAAGGAAUUUAUUGGAAGACUUACCAAAUCUAAAAAUAGUUCAUCUCGUGCGAGAUCCUCGCGCUACACUCUCGUCUCAGGCGAGUCUUGGUAUGUGUUCUUCAAGGAGGGGAGGUCAGCCUGGGUGCACUAAUAAAUUUUGUAAACGGUUAGAAAAUGACGUUUUGGCGGAGGAACGUUUGAUGAAAUUGUAUCCGAACAGAAUUAUGCCAGUCUUUUACGAAGACAUUGCGAAACAUCCGUUACAAACCUCAAAGAAAAUGUAUGACUUUAUAGGGGCCGAAUUUACUUUAGAGGCUGAGGCAUAUAUUUACAAUAUAACGAUGGCAGGACUUGCAAAUAAUUGUGUAAUAUGUACAACGCGUUCCAACUCUUCUGAGCACGUGGAUACUUGGAAAACGAAAAUGAAACCUGAAUUUAUAAAUAUCGUAAACGAACGGUGUAAUUAUGUCAUAAAACGUUACAAUUUUGAUGAAUUUCCGGUAACGUAAGCCGCCUUGCGUAUAAACUAUUGCUAUAUAAUAUGAUGCCUUAAUUUGUGUACGUUGUUUUAUUAAAAUGACAUCACUACCAUUGUGACACUGCUAUCUGUAUCCGUUGUCGUUAAAAUGUUACAGUCCUUUACGGAAAUAUUAUAGUUUGCCGCAAGCACUUGUUUCGAUCACUCUGCGAAUAUCAGGCGAACAUGCCGCGAACACUUUGAUGAAAUAGAUACAAUGAUCGCGGGAUGUUCGUUUGGUGCUUACUUUUCACAUGCAAAUUAGAUUUUCCGCGAACAAGUUGCUACGAACCCCCCGCGACACAAUUAGGACAAAACGUGUAACAUUUAAGACAACUAAUACUUAUAACGGUGGUAUAGGAGAUGGCACAAUGUUAUUUAACGAGUCUGGAGACUAAUCUCACGUUUCCAGCAUCUGAUUGCUUAAUUCAAAGUUCAAAUUUGAAAUUGAUCAUCGGCAGGCCUGGGCCUUUAGUCUGAAAUUGAUCAUCGGUAGACUGGUCCUCAAAUUAAGAUGUACAGCCUUGGAAUAAAGUAUCAGUAUUUUGAAUGCUUAGUGCGAAACUGCUAUAAAGGAGACACAACCGUUUCGCAUCAAGACUUUGAUGUUUAUCUCAGUAUUAUUAAGAUAAAAACCUCUUUAUAAAACAAUAGUAUGGUUCAAUGUUCAUAUUGGGUAUACAUGAGAUUUAAAUACACAUCUUGAUUACGAAAAAUACAAGUUUGUUGUAUUUCUUUUUGCAUUAAACCUGAUAACUACUUAAAAUACAGAGUACAUAUAUGUGUGUACUCUUAAAACUGUUUUCUUACCCUAUUACCUGGCAGAGACAACAAAGCAAUAUAGUUGCGGAAUGGCUAUAGUAACAUACAAAAAACGGCGGCUUAAAUAACUUGUAUCAGUUAAUAACUUAGCAUUAUACCGCACAUGAAAAAACUUAUAGUCUUAAAAGGAGACAUAUAAAAUAUUAAAUGUGUACAAUCAAGAGUAGACAUUUAGCAAAAGUGGCAAAAUACGAUUUCUUUGCCGUCGUCCUGUGUAAACAUUGUACGGGCAGAUGGGUGAAAUGUAUCUUUUUUGGCCGGAAAACAUGACGUAUUCAAUGGGUUUUUGUCUCAAAGGUUCUUGUGUGCGGUGCAAAGCCAAGGGAAAAACUGCAUGAAAGGAUACAUGACUGAACAGAGUAACAACACUGUGUAGUUAGCAACUGUGAUAAACUACUUCAAAUAUGUUCCCAUUUUUCCUAUACGUGACUGUAUUCAUAAUAUGUUCCCAUUUUUCCUAUACGAGACUGUAUUCAUAACAAUAGAAUUUAACGUGAGAAAAAACCAAUAGUUUUACUGUAAAUAUAUAGGAGUGACAUACCACGUUUGAUUGUGAUGCCAAUGGACAAUAGUAGAAACAUAUACACAUCGCUUACAAAUGGUAUUCAGUGACAGAUAUAUUUAUUUCAUCCAUAAGGAAUGAAUUGUUCUCUCAAUUCCCCGUUCAGCGUUACUUUGAUCGCGCGGUGAAUAGUUUCUAGCAUAUAGCCGUUUUAAUAUUAAUAUUGUGAUAGUCAGUGAAACUAUAGCGCCUAAUUUUUGCCAUGUCGAAUUUUAAUGACGGCGGAGCACGCCAACAUGACAACUCGAAUGAUUUCACACGAAAUAAUGAUAAAUAAAGUUAAAUAAAAAGUGUCUGACAUGUUUUCAUAUGGUUGGCUAAAACACAUGUCGUCCUGGCAUAGUGUCGUAUUGCAGACACACACAUAUCGACUAUCAAAUUACAAGGAAAAAAGGUCAAUCUUUUCGCAAGUUUAGGUCAACGUUUGGGCAGCAAAUUCGCAAAAGUUAUAUAAUUUAAACAUUUUGAAAUAUUAGUUUCGGAAAAACAUUGAUUGAUCAACUGAGAUAAAAUGUAAAUAUUAAACAGACUUUAAAUUGAUUUUAAAUCAACUGUACAAGGACUACUUCACGAUCUCUGAAACUUUAGCUGCACAACAACAACACACGACUUAAAAAUCGACCUGAAGUAUAAUCAACAAUUUUCUUUGAAGGAUCGUGUCAGAACAUUUUUUUAAAAAACAAACGAUAGUAAAUUGCUAGUUCAAUCAGCAUCAUUAAAUAUGUUAUGAGAUUGUCCAUGGACCACUGCACGUGGGCUAGAACUAUAUAUUUUGGUAAAAUCAAUCAUUAGAAACCAUUGAUUAUUUUUAAAAAGACAACAUAUUUAUAGGCAUGUUUUGUAUGUAAGUUAACAGUUUCUUUAACAGCUGGUGUUUUCACAAUGCCCUCCAUGUACUUGUUUUUACAGUGAAAGAUAUUUGAUACAACCACACGAAAUUGUUUGGGAUUACACUAUAUCAUGGCAGAAUCCCAUAAAAAGGUUACACAUUAAUUAUCAGAGCUGAAAUCUUAAUCAACUGUAUGGGAAUACAAUGAUAGAGAAAUAGAAGCUACAUCGCAGGUGUUACUUUGUCUGGUAAUUAAUUACAUAAAGAAUGAAAUAUGAUUAAUUUUCAAUAUCGGGUUGCUAUUAUUGCCAAAAGUACCUUUUAAAUGAGAUAUUGCAUGCAUUACCCCCGUCAAAAGCUAGAAAAUUGAAGCUACAAUAAUUACUCACUUAGUUCUAUAAACAUCAUCAAUAACUAACUGAAUAUGAAUGCCUAUAUCCCGCGAGUGAAAAAAUAUCAUUUUGUUUUCGAAUCUACAGGACAGGUUCUUCAGUUCAUUACACUUCAUAAUUAAACUUAAGUAACGUUUUAAUGUACCUUCAAACAAUGAGAAAUUAACAUUUUUACAAUUAUACAAAAUAAAACAAUUCACGAAAAAAAUUAUUUCUUUUUUCCCUCAUUAUAAAAGACAAGAAAGACCUAAGGUGACUUCUUACUAUUAAUCAUUCUAAAAUGAAAAAUUCAGCUCUUCUUGCCUGUGUUAAGAUUCCUGUUAUUUGCAAGACAGCAUUUUUACACUGAUUUUUCAUUUCCAUGGCAACAUCUAUCGGCUACGAAACUCGAUUUAAACAGGUGAAAUGUUACCUAUAUUACUGAUAUUUCUGGAACCAUGGAAACAUUUAAAAACCAUUGUUUAUGUAUACCUGUGUACUCUAGUUCCUAAUGCCAGUAUGGUUAAUAAACAUGUAAACAUUUGUAAAGGUAUGUUCCCUUUCUCGACCUAGCAACUCUGAUUAUUUCUAUAUAUGAGCUGGUACCUCAAUAGCCACUUGUGAGAAUUGAUUAAACCAAGUGACAUGCAAUGCACAGGUUCCAUCACUCUUUUUGCUUUUUUCUUAAAGUUACGCUCUUUUCAUUUCGACUGUCCGCUGUGUUUGCAUUAGUCUUUGUUU